Molecule: messenger RNA, 1560 nt
Organism: Papaver somniferum (opium poppy)
Lineage: Eukaryota; Viridiplantae; Streptophyta; Magnoliopsida; Ranunculales; Papaveraceae
Product: transport and Golgi organization 2 homolog
Exons: 5
Coding region: 486-1328 (280 amino acids)
Source: RefSeq, a predicted model, not a curated record
UCCUCCACCGAUUUAUUUAGUCGCACGGAAUUUUUUAAUUUAUGAUACAGAUGUUUAUGACUGUCCGAUCAUAAAUCUGAUGAGGAAAAUGAAAAAGGUAAUCAUGCGACUAAUGAUUAGGGUGAAUUUCUGGAUGGACCCACAGUAAAGCGAUGAUUAUUCUUUGUUGUACUGAUCGUACUGUUUUAUUGCUGUGAGUGUGUGACAAGUGGAGACGUACACUGCUCAGCUGCAGUUUUUGUUUUUAUUAUUCUGAAAAAUAAAAAAGUAAACAAAAGAAGAAAGAAAAGAAUCAGAAAUCCAGGGAUCGAUAACUUUGUUUCUAUUUAUUAAAAUAGAAAAGAAACUGAUUUAAUGAAUCAUCUAAUGGCUAGAUCAAGCCAAUUGAUGUUGAUUAAGGAGUUCAAUUACUAAGUUUAGUUUACUGAUUUCAUUGAAUUGAAAUCCACUAGAUUGUGAAUUUUGUGAAUUGAUCUAGCAAUUCAAUGUGUAUAGUGGUGUUUAUAUGGCAAGCUCAUCCACGCUAUCCACUACUUCUCUUGUUAAACAGAGAUGAAUUUCAUGACAGACCUACUAAACCAAUAUCAUGGUGGGAAGGUGAUGAAAUAGUGGGUGGAAAAGAUGAAUUGGCAGGGGGGACAUGGUUAGCUUGUUCAAGAAAAGGUAAAUUAGGGUUUCUUACUAAUGUCAUGGAACCUCCACCAUAUCCUGAGAGGAAAAGCAGAGGAGGAUUGAUUAUGAAAUUUUUAGAGAGUGAUAAAAGUCCCGAGGAAUUUGCUAAUGAAGUGAUAAAGGAGGCAGAUGAGUAUAAUGGGUUUAAUCUGGUACUAGCAGACAUCCAUUCCAAAGUCAUGGUAUAUGUCACCAACAGGCCUAAAGCAGUGCGUGUUUCUGUUCAAGUGGUUUCACCUGGUAUACAUGUGCUUUCAAAUGCACAAUUAGACUCUCCCUGGUUUAAGACUGAACGUUUGGGGCAAAACUUCAAAGAACUACUUGAUAAACAUAGUGAACGCGGUGGUGAGGUUCAGUUGAAAGAGAUGGUGAAAGAACUGAUGAGGGACACUGUUAGAGCAGAAAGUAGUAGGUUACCUGGCAUACGUCGUCCCGAAUAUGAACUCCCAGCAAGCUCUAUAUUCGUCGAAUGUGAUACCCCAAUGGGCCGCUACGGGACUAGAAGCACGGCUGCUUUGUCUGUGACAGCAACUGGUAACAUAAGCAUUUAUGAAGAAUAUCUUGAGAAGGAAACAUGGAAGGUACAGACAGUGGAGUACCAGAUAGAGAAUGUAAAAGGAGCCAAGAAUGUAAAAGGAGCCAAGCUGCCAAAGUAGUUGACAGCAGUCUCGAGACAUCUGCCUCUUCCUUGACUACUUGAACUAGACAUGAUUUCUAACUCUAGUGGUGUUUCCAUGGUCUGGUUAAACUUAGGUUCUUGUAACAUAUUUGUUGUAUUCUCUGUAUUCUAUAGUCAUAGAUCAUCUGGAUUCUGGACAAAAUUUGUUGUAUUUUUAAUUUGACGUCUCUCUUCUUGAGAGAGGAAAAGCAAUAAAAGAAUUCUUGCCA